AUGACCAGGAGAGAAGUUAAACUAACAAUCAAUGUUGAAGAAAUACUAAAGGAGUACCAGUCUAUGGAUAGAAACGAUGCAUCUAUCACAUCAGUUAGAGAGAUAAGCCAAAUGGUUAUACUGAAGCGCAUAGUUAAGAAUAAUCUAAAAAUAGAAAGCAAGGAGCUUAGUGAGAAAAAGAAGGAAAUUAUUCUAAAAAUAAUCGAGAAUAAUAUUUUUCAGCACCUUAUAUACAGUUUAAAUGAAGGUUCUAUUAUGCGAACUAUGGUAUCUGAAUUACUGUAUGGAACUGAAGAAACAGUUAAAUAUGCAUUUAAGCCCCUAGCUAAUACACUUAUAAAUCCAGAUCCGCUUAUAUACAAUCCUGAGCAUGGAAUAAAUAGACAGUUUGAUAUGCAUGGAGAGAUAGAUAGUGUAGAUCUAUCUCGUGGAGAGCUUAACCUAAGCACUAGAAAAUGCACUUUGAUGGUUGAUGAUACAAACUUGGAAAAUAUUCUUCAACUUACCUCAGAGAGUCUGGAUAGAGAGAAUGCUUUUUUUGUCUCGAAUUCAAUGGAUUCAUUGAAUAUGAAUCUUUUUAAAAAGUAUACAUCUGUAAAAGGACGCUACAGUCUGAAUGACCUAUACACAAAAGAAAAAAACAAAGUUCCAUUGGUAGACUAUGGACUGAAGCUUAUUUACGAGAAAUAUCAUUUAAUCGAGCGUCUAAUAGAAGACAUCAAAGAAAUGAAAAGCCCUAGCAGCAAUGACAUACAGGAUAUAUCUGCAAGACUCAGCAAUUUGUUUAAAAAUGAAGAGUUAAAAGUAGUCUUUUCUAUUCUCAAUAAUAAACAGAAAAUUUUGAGUGAAAAAAUAAUAUAUAUCCUUAUACUUAAGACAUUAGACUGCAUGGCAACCAGCACUGAUCUACUAGGUGGAAAAGGUGAGCCAAAAGUGCUGAAGAUAAAAGCAGACUUGAGCAACUUUAAUAAAGACUAUAUAAGUGAACACGAUGGCUCGUUUGAAAUAAUGUCUAACAAAGUGGAAAACUUAUGUGGUGAAAAAGAAAGCCAGAUUAAAUCUGUUAGCAUUGAACACAAAAAGUGGAAUACAAAAGAAAAGAGUCUAAAAGAGUGGAAAAACACAACUGACCUUGAUCCAAGCUCGCAGGAGUACCAGAAGAUAGUGAGAAAAGAGGAAGAAGAGAUAAAAAGUAUACUGCGUGAAAUUAAUUUCCUAAAUAAUAAGAUAUAUUUAUCAAAACUUGAUAUUAAAAAAGCAAGAUUGAUUUGUAAAGCUAUUGGUACUCUUCAAGCUAUCUUUAGUGUAUUAUCUGACUUAAGUUCAGUUCAGAAACAAUACUUACUCAAGAAGAUAAAAGAAUCUGCAAAACUACUGAAAGUACAAGUGGUGGUAACCGAUGAGGUAGAAGUAGCAGAAAAAAUGGAAGUAGAUGAGCCAGUUGAGCAGCAUCAGACACUAGACAUGUCUGGUGAAACAGGGUCUAGCUCAGCAGGUGCAUCAGUCCGGACAAGCACUCUUGGAAAAGUAUUAGCGGGUGGCCUUCUUGUACUUGGAUCAACAGUAUAUACUAGCCAUCGUUACUCAAAGAGCAAGCCAACGUCUGCAGCCAACAGUGACAGUGAUAGUUUAUAUCACGUCAUGGACAGCAGACAAUUACAAAACAUGAACAGUCAUAACAUGUCUUGA
Messenger RNA from Nematocida minor, 1689 nucleotides. RefSeq lists its product as uncharacterized. The coding region runs from base 1 to 1689 and encodes 562 amino acids. The record is from RefSeq and is a predicted model, not a curated record. The transcript has a single exon. NCBI's taxonomy places the organism in Eukaryota, Fungi, Microsporidia.